Messenger RNA from Rhagoletis pomonella (apple maggot), 576 nucleotides. RefSeq lists its product as uncharacterized. The transcript has 4 exons. The coding region runs from base 108 to 389 and encodes 93 amino acids. The record is from RefSeq and is a predicted model, not a curated record. NCBI's taxonomy places the organism in Eukaryota, Metazoa, Arthropoda, Insecta, Diptera, Tephritidae.
UUGUGAACUGUCAACUCACGAAAAAAAUGAAAAGAGAAACGUCAAAGAAAUCUGUUGUUUUUAAAGAUUGAAAAAAAUCGAAAGGGAUAAUUUUCAUCAGCUUUGAAAUGGACGACCGACUACAGCAACUUUUUCAUUUGCGAACUUUGCAAGACGAAGCUAUUGCCUAUCGUAAUAACAUGAGCCUUUACCGGACACUAAUGAAGCAAACAUGCAAAGCUGAACUGGAAAAUCUUGUAAAUGUAGAUAUUAAAAUCGCGGACACUCAGUUGCGAAUUCCUGAUCCUAAACUAAUACCACCACUUCCCACCAAUGACAAGUUCUCAUCAAAGGUAGACGAAGUCUUGGAAGAACUGGAAAUGACCUCGAUAGGAAUGAAGCUGUUAUAAGUAGUUGUAGUCAAUGCUCUAAAGCGUGCUCGCUUUACGACGUGCUUUAUUAAGGCAUUUGUAAACCAUAUGUAAACAAUCGAAGGUUGGACGUAAAGUCUGAAAUGUACAACGUUAAUAAAAAUUCUUACAAUUACUUGCGAGACUUUAAAAAAUGCAAAUAUAAAUAUACAUAUCUAAAUUUUAA